AUGUCAACCAUCGAACGGAGAAGCUCUACGGAAGGAUCACAGUCCAUGUCCCCCAUCGAGCGAGAGCUCUCUCUUUCGCGAGUAAGGAAUAAUUCUGGUGGCGGAGAAGAGGUUUUCACCAAUAAGGCGCCCCUCACGCUUCCGCCAUGGGCUCGAGGGGUUUACGGCGGACAGAUCAUCGCCCAGGCAUUGCUGGCUGCCUACGAGACCGUGCCGGCGGCAUUUGCCGUGCAUAGCAUACAUUGCCAUUUCCUGAAUGCCGCGACUGUCGACGUCCCAAUCGUCUACCACGUGGAGAGAGUUCGCGAUGGAUCAAACUUCAGCACUCGAGUCGUCUGCGCGAGACAGAAGCAGAGGCUCGUCGCCUCGGCGACCGCCAGUUUUACUCGGGAGAGGGCUGGGGCCAAGUCACUUGAACAUGCAUCGUCGUUACCGGACGACGAGAUUCCGCCCCCUGACCAUCUUGAGGCCCACGCACAGUCUGCCGCGGGCCAAGCGGGCAACGACCGCCCGUGUGACUGUGUGCGCUCUCGUCUAGAAAGCAAAGAUCUAUUACCCCAUGAGCGACGAGCUCGGCAGUGGGUGCGAGCCCGUGGCAAGAUUGGGGAGACAUCCCCUCCUGACGGCGAUGACAGGGGGGUUGGUCCCGGCUCGCAAGAUGGACAUCGGGCGCACGUCGCGGCGUUGGCCUACAUGAGCGACAACUACUUCAUCGGCACCACCUAUCGCGUCCACAACGCUUCUCGCUUUUCCGGCCUAUCGUCACCGCACCCCAUGCUGGCGAGGACAAAGACCGCCGCCGCCGCUGCAGGAUCAAACCCAGCGGCCGCGCAGGAGUAUUUUGACUGGCUGGCCGAAGAAGAGCGCGACGACAACCGAGACGCCCCCCGAAACGACCAACGGGUGGAAACGAUGGCGACUCUCGACCACACCGUCUUCUUCCACGAGCCGCGCCACUUUCGCGCCGACGAGUGGCUCCUGUUCGAGAUGGAGAGCCCGUGGGCCGGCCACGAGAGAGGUCUGGUGACGGGACGGAUCUGGAGCCAUCGGGGCACUUUGGUCGCUACGUGCGUUCAAGAAGGCGUGGCGAGAUUAUUCCAACGCCAAAGCCACAGUAAACUAUAG
Fonsecaea nubica is the source of this 1125-nucleotide messenger RNA. RefSeq lists its product as hypothetical. NCBI's taxonomy places the organism in Eukaryota, Fungi, Ascomycota, Eurotiomycetes, Chaetothyriales, Herpotrichiellaceae. Gene Ontology annotation, molecular function: fatty acyl-CoA hydrolase activity. The record is from RefSeq and is a predicted model, not a curated record. Bases 1 to 1125 code for a protein of 374 amino acids. The transcript has a single exon. Gene Ontology annotation, biological process: acyl-CoA metabolic process; fatty acid catabolic process. Gene Ontology annotation, cellular component: peroxisomal matrix.